This is a messenger RNA of Dimorphilus gyrociliatus, 1314 nucleotides long. NCBI's taxonomy places the organism in Eukaryota, Metazoa, Annelida, Polychaeta, Dinophilidae. The record is from the annotation of a GenBank genome assembly.
UAAAGGAAUAAGUUGUAAAUGGUACGUUCUUUAACUAAAAAUUUCCUUCAAUAACCUUUACAAAAGACUAUAUAAUUGGCAGUUAGAAUUGUUAUGAAUUCAUAAUAAAAACAGAAACGGAUGUUUGGAAAGAGAUAUUGUAUUUUUAGACUUUUGAUAGUUUGCCUGGCAAUAGUUUCGUCUUUAUGUUUAUUUAUACAAUUUAUCGAUGAUAAUCAUUUGUCACUUGAAGAAAAAGAAAGCAUUACUGGAAUUCAACCUAAUAAAAUUGUACAUGAUGAAAUAAAGUCAACUAGAAGCGAAUUAGAUAUAUUCGUUGAUGAAAAUCCCAAAACUGUAGUCUACUAUGCACCCUAUAAUAUGACAAAGCCAAUAUUUGUUGAUAGAAACGAUGAGAAUAUUUUUAGUGCUGAUAAAGAAAAUUUGAGAGUAAUAGGUAUUCAGCCAAGGUCUGAUCUAUUGGGAAUAGUUGCGGUGUUACAACCGGGAUACUUUUUUAGUAACCUUCAAUGUACCUCCACCAGCAAUCUAGCAGACUGGACAUUGUCACCAUCUAGUCCAAUAGUUCACAAUUACGAUUUAGUCUUACCGAUAAUAACUGAUGGAGGAUGCUCAAUUAACAAUUUUUUCCAGGGAAUAUUGCCGAAACUAAUACAAGCUAGAGGCUGGAUAAAAUUUAAAGAGAUUAAAUUUUUGGUACAUGGAUCAUGUGAUCCUUUAAUUGGAAGCAUUUUAGGAGAAUUUGGUAUCACAACUCAAAGGCUUAUUUCAUUUAAAGGCGGAGCUAUACGUUCUGAAAGACUAGUAAAUACAUGUAUUGUUCCACCCACACAUCCAGAAAUAUUCAAGAAAGCCAGAGAAAUUCUCGGUAUUUCUACGUCAGUUAAAGACGCUAACGACGUUGUUCUGUUACUUCCCUCCGACACACAACUAUUAAGAAACGCCAAUCAGGUUAGCAAGUUCUUAGAGCGUAGAUACGGUCAUCGAUUUAAAGACUUAGAAGAACAGUAUUCGGUAAAUCAAGUAAAGAGCUCUUUCAGAAAAGCAAAAAUCAUUAUUGGUAUUCAUAAUGCAAUAUUAAGUAACAUGUUUUUUGCACCAGUCGGUUGCGCAAUUAUUGAAAUUGUUGGUACGAAAGCUGAUGGAACCGUUCGUCCUGCGAAUGUAGAUCCAAGAUUAAUAUGGCAUCUGGCCAUUAGUAUGGGUCAUAAGUACUAUAGAAUAAUAGAAAAUCCUGUAUCAAUGGUUGGAAGUAUUUACUUAACAAUAUCAAAACUUGAGAAAACAUUAAACAUAGCUGAAAAUCAGAUCUAG